This is a messenger RNA of Prunus dulcis (almond), 1592 nucleotides long. RefSeq names its product probable inactive leucine-rich repeat receptor kinase XIAO. The record is from RefSeq and is a predicted model, not a curated record. The transcript has a single exon. Bases 112 to 1368 code for a protein of 418 amino acids. Lineage: Eukaryota; Viridiplantae; Streptophyta; Magnoliopsida; Rosales; Rosaceae. Gene Ontology annotation, molecular function: protein binding.
UACGCAAGGCAACGGUCAUAUCCAUUCAUAACCCAUUCUUACGAUUUUACAUGAAACCGCACCAAUUGUGACUUCCUCUCUCUCUCUCUCUCUCUCGUGGUUUUUUUGGUCAUGGCGCCCAAACCACAUGCACACUCCUCACUACCACUUCCACUUCUUCUUCUCUUCCUCCUUCUCAAUCUCACUCCACCGUCGCAUCAACAACAAAACCAGAAAAUUAGCACCGUCGAUCUCCACGCCCUCACCGCCAUCAAGAACUCCCUCACCGAUGUCCCCUUCCGAGGUGCCACAGCAUUCUUCUCCACCUGGGACUUCGCCGCACCAGAUCCCUGCUCCACCUUCUCCGGCGUCACCUGCACCUCCGGCAGAGUCACCACCCUCACUCUCGGCACUGGCCUCUCCGACUCGCCCGGCCUCGCCGGGUCGCUCCCUCCCUCCCUCGCCGACCUCACCGAGUUGACUCAGCUCAUCCUCUUCCCCGGAAUCGUCACAGGUCCAAUCCCGUUCCAACUCGGCCAACUCGCCAACCUCCGAGUCAUCUCGUUAACCAACAACCGCCUCACCGGUCCGAUUCCCCAGACCCUCUCUCUCCUCUCCAACCUCCACACCCUCGACCUCAGCUACAACCGGCUCACCGGGUCAAUCCCCUCGGGUCUGACCCGUUUACCGGCUUUGAAAGUCCUCAUCCUCGCCUCCAACUCCCUCUCCGGCGACCUGCCGCACGACGUGUCGUCUCAGCUCCUUCACCUGGACUUAAAACGCAACAAGCUCACCGGUCCCUUACCGCCUUCUCUCCCGACGACGCUCCGUUACUUGUCGUUCUCGGAAAACGAAAUGUCGGGUCCCAUCGGCUCCCUCUUCGACUCGCUCGCCGAUGUAGUCCACCUCGAUCUAGGCAUGAACCGUCUCAGUGGACCCCUCCCUCAGACUCUGUUCCGUACCACACUCCAGUCGCUGCUGUUGCAACGGAACAAUCUCUCCGGGUGGGUCCCGCCCGUGGAGUCCCAGCCCCCAUCCUACGGCGAGGGCUCGAUCGUGGAUUUGAGCCACAACUCCAUAACGGGUGAGCUGUCGCCGAUCCUGGCGGGGGUGGAGAACUUGUUUUUGAAUAACAACCGUCUGAUUGGGAACGUACCGAGGGAGUACGUUAAGAGCGUGUACGUGGGCACCACCAGAACAUUGUAUUUACAGCACAAUUACAUAUCCGGGUUCCAUGUUGAGCCGGGGUCGAUGUUGCCCGAUACGGUGUCGUUGUGCUUGAGUUACAACUGCAUGGUGCCCCAGGUGGGGAUGGAGGCGUGCCCGGCCAGUGCGGGAACGGAGCUGUCGAGGCCGGCGUCGCAGUGUUCGGUGUUCACUUACGGCUAGGAUCAAUCGCUUGAUACACAUUGGUGAUUGAUCGGCAAUUAACAUGAUUAAGCGUAUAUUAGGGAAGCUUGUCCUACAUAACAUUAUUAGUUUUUAUUUUCCAUAUAGGGUUUUAUUUUGAACAUUUGUUUUGAUUUGUGUUCAUAUUUGUUUGCGUAAACCUGUAAGGGAAGUGUCCCAUGACAGACAUACGUGUUAAUAGUAAAAGAAAAUUUACAUUUCUU